Eimeria acervulina is the source of this 1362-nucleotide messenger RNA. RefSeq names its product tubulin alpha chain, putative. Gene Ontology annotation, cellular component: cytoplasm; microtubule. Lineage: Eukaryota; Apicomplexa; Conoidasida; Eucoccidiorida; Eimeriidae. The record is from RefSeq and is a predicted model, not a curated record. The transcript is spliced from 3 exons. Gene Ontology annotation, molecular function: structural constituent of cytoskeleton; GTP binding. Bases 1 to 1362 code for a protein of 453 amino acids. Gene Ontology annotation, biological process: microtubule cytoskeleton organization; mitotic cell cycle.
AUGAGAGAAGUCAUCAGCAUUCACGUCGGCCAAGCCGGUAUCCAAAUCGGAAAUGCCUGCUGGGAGCUCUUCUGCCUCGAGCACGGCAUUCAGCCCGAUGGGCAGAUGCCCCCUGACCAGACUAUUGGAGGUAUUGAUGAUGCCUUCAACACUUUCUUCUCUGAGACUGGCGCUGGGAAGCACGUUCCCCGCUGCGUGUUCCUUGACUUGGAACCCACAGUGGUAGACGAAGUGCGUACCGGCACAUACCGCCAUUUGUUUCACCCUGAACAAUUGAUAUCUGGGAAGGAGGAUGCAGCAAACAACUUUGCUCGUGGGCACUACACCAUUGGGAAGGAGAUAGUCGAUCUAUCUCUGGAUAGAAUCCGCAAGCUGGCUGAUCAGUGCACAGGUCUUCAAGGUUUCCUGAUGUUCAAUGCUGUGGGAGGAGGUACAGGUUCAGGUUUGGGUUGUUUAUUGUUGGAGCGUCUGUCUGUUGACUACGGAAAGAAGAGCAAGCUGAACUUCUGUUCAUGGCCUUCUCCCCAGGUGUCUACAGCAGUAGUGGAGCCGUACAACUCUGUCUUAUCUACGCAUUCUUUACUUGAGCACACAGAUGUUGCAGUGAUGUUGGAUAAUGAAGCUAUCUACGAUAUUUGCCGCCGAAACUUGGAUAUUGAGCGUCCUACAUACACAAACCUCAACCGUUUGAUAGCUCAAGUUAUUUCUUCUCUGACAGCUUCUCUGCGUUUCGACGGUGCUCUGAACGUGGAUGUGACGGAGUUCCAAACAAACUUAGUUCCCUAUCCUCGUAUUCACUUUAUGCUUUCUUCUUAUGCUCCAAUUAUUUCAGCAGAGAAGGCAUAUCAUGAGCAGCUUUCUGUUGCAGAAAUUACAAACAGCGCAUUCGAGCCUGCAAGUAUGAUGGCGAAGUGCGAUCCUCGUCAUGGAAAGUAUAUGGCAUGCUGUUUGAUGUAUAGAGGAGAUGUUGUUCCGAAGGAUGUAAAUGCAGCAGUAGCAACAAUAAAGACAAAGAGAACAAUUCAAUUUGUUGAUUGGUGCCCAACUGGCUUUAAAUGCGGCAUUAAUUAUCAGCCUCCUACAGUUGUACCUGGAGGAGAUCUAGCAAAAGUUAUGAGAGCUGUAUGCAUGAUUAGCAAUAGCACAGCUAUUGCAGAAGUCUUCAGUCGUAUGGAUCAUAAGUUCGAUCUUAUGUAUGCUAAGAGAGCCUUUGUACACUGGUAUGUUGGUGAAGGUAUGGAGGAAGGUGAAUUUUCAGAAGCAAGAGAAGAUUUAGCAGCACUUGAAAAAGAUUAUGAAGAAGUCGGCAUUGAAACAGCUGAAGGAGAAGCAGAAGAAGAAGGAUAUGGAGAUGAAUUCUAA